CCUAGAACAAUCAGUCAAUAUUAUCYCAUUGAUGCUGUAAUAGAUCUACUUGGUCGAGGGUACUAGARCWAUAUMACUAGUCUAGUAUUGUUUUCCGGGUUCCAUGUACGAUGUCUUCGAAUCGACAAAUCCGAGCUCUUUUUGYUGUGCUGAUGAUAUUCACCGUGGCGUUUUUAGCAGUUUUCCUACCGAAUCAAAGGGACAGCAGCCGUUACUUCCAGUUUGGCUUUAAAGAUAAAGUUAAAAGCGAAGUACCCACGACGCUUCCUAAUAUAUCAUCAUCUCUACAAAGGUUUUUGCCGCGGAUAACUUUGCCAUAUAMUGAAGAAUACGUAAUGGUGCCUGGUACUGACUUCCCUGGACUUGGGGACAUUACGUCAUACAAGCCGRUAACCAACAUCUCUGACGUCAUUUCAAAAUGUGACGAAAUGCAGUCACUAUGUAAGGCGUUCAGUUUUAUUGAAAACAUUGGAAAACAURAACCAGAAUAUGCCUAUCUGAAGCAAUCAUUUGGAAUCCCAUCGCCUUCGUCUUUAAAUCUGUACAUCAAGAGGAAAUAUCUUCAUUUGUAUUUAUCAAUUCUUUCAGUGAAUUUGGAAUGUCCGCUGGCCAACGUGUCUGAAGACCUAAACAGCUGCAAGCUUCCUGUGUUGGAUCCUUAUGCCAAAGAAAUUGCACAUUUGGUUCCUACACAGACACCUAUCAAAUGUGACGAGAAACAAUUGUAUACAGCACUGGAAAAUAAUAUUCUUAAGAUAAGAGAAAAUAGAUUGAAUGAUUCUAAUCUUUUACAGACAGAGGCACAGCCCAUUCACAGACCCAAUGGAACUACUGCGAGAAAUGACCAUUCAUUUCAUCUCGGAGAACCACACAUACUUACAAACAAUACAUCUAAUUUCUCCAUUGAGGAAGACCUAUGGAAGGUAACUACAAAGUUAAAGAAUGGUCAGACGUUUACAACAUAUCAUAUGUCGGUGGUGGAAAAACAGGAAGUGCUAUCGCGCAUGCCAAAUAAUGAUGCACCACUGGAUAUCAUUAUCAUUGAACUGGAUGGAACAUCGGAGGCUCACUUUCGACGCAUGCUUCCCAUGACUUACGCUUUUCUUAGAGAUGAACUUGGAUCUUACAUGUUUAAAGGUUAUUCUGUUGUAGGAGAUGCAACSUUGCCUAACGUUAACGCAAUGCUGACGGGAAAUACCGUGGAGGAGAAUAAAGAACUUCACCAUGACGACGAGAAUGUCGAUAACUGGYCCCUUCUUUUUAAAGACUUGAAGAAAAAUGGUUUCGUUACAAUGUGGAGUGAAGAUUUUGCUGCCCUAGGCGCGUAUACGYUAACCCUUCCAGGCUUCAAAGAACAACCGACUGAUCACUAUCCCAGACCUCUUUGGUUAAGUGGUGCAUUAGGAAUGUGCCUGGGAGGACAAUUUCAAGUCAAAGUGCAGCUGGAUUACCUCAGAAGUUUCAUGAAAUCCUAUCCAMGACAAAGAAAGUUUGGAUUCACAAUUUUGUGCGAUUUAUGCCACARGGCUUUGAAUUUAGUCAGUGGUGCGGAUUUAGAGAUGUUGGCAUUUCUGAAAUCACUAAAGRCAGAAAAAAUGUUAAAUGAGAGUAUGUUUGUUAUGAUGAGUGAUCAUGGAGCUCGAUUUGGUGAAAUUAGAAGCACACAACAAGGAAGGCUAGAGGAAAGGCUUCCAUUUCUAUCCAUUACCCUACCAACUUGGUUUAAAGAAAAGUUUCCUGAAAAAGUCGCAAAUUUGCAGAGCAACACUAAAAUCAUUACUUCUCCUUAUGACCUUCAUUCGACGUUUUUACAAYUAUUAUCUUUCUCUAAACCUUCUGCCAAAACGAAGCGAGGUACAMGUCUUUUUGAGGCCCUACCAGAAAACCGUACGUGUAGAAAUGCUAGCAUCCCUGACCAAUGGUGUCCAUGUUYRGAAUGGCAUCCAGUGGACCCUACCCAUGCGCACAUCGUAGGUAGCGCACACCACGCUGUCUUAUCGAUGAAUCAAAACCUAGCAAAGCACGAACUAUCUAGUGCGUUAUGCGAGAGGAUCACAUUGAAACGAAUUCGAAAUGCCGUUCAA
Actinia tenebrosa (Australian red waratah sea anemone) is the source of this 2084-nucleotide messenger RNA. RefSeq lists its product as uncharacterized. The record is from RefSeq and is a predicted model, not a curated record. Lineage: Eukaryota; Metazoa; Cnidaria; Anthozoa; Actiniaria; Actiniidae.